This is a messenger RNA of Hyaloscypha bicolor E, 841 nucleotides long. RefSeq lists its product as uncharacterized. Bases 209 to 649 code for a protein of 146 amino acids. The transcript has 4 exons. NCBI's taxonomy places the organism in Eukaryota, Fungi, Ascomycota, Leotiomycetes, Helotiales, Hyaloscyphaceae. The record is from RefSeq and is a predicted model, not a curated record.
CUAAAAUCCUCAAUAGAAACCUAUCAUCUUCUCCUCCUUCUUCCAAGCAAAUAAAAAUAGAAAGGGUGCACGUAUAACUAAUCACUCGAAAGGCGCGUCACCUGACCUCAUCGACCCCGCCAUUCAGGACAGAAAGACCCCACUUCACCCCACUCCCUACCCUUCUCACCUCGCUCCUCCCCGUCCUCAUCCGGUAUUGACAUUUGACAUGUCCCUUCUCACACGGACUCUCCGCCAACAACUCAAACCAUCACCCCUCACCCGCUCCACCAUCUCAAUCAGCAGAACUACGGGGAACAGGACAAUGGCUUCAGCACCAGAAACAGAGAAGUUUGAAUGGCUGGUCAUAAUGCCGGAUCAGCCUGGAAAGUUAGCUAAGAGGAUGGAGGUUAGACCGUCACAUUUUGCGGGCUUGAAACCGAAGAUGGAUAGUGGGUUCUGGAAGAUGGGCGGGGCGUUGCUCGAGGAGGUCCCGAAGGAGGGAGAGCAGAUGAAGAUGCUUGGCAGUGCGAUGGUUGCGUCUGCGAGUUCUAAGGAGGAAUUGCUGGAGAUCUUGAAGAAUGACAUCUAUGCUAAGAGUGAGGUUUGGGAUUUCGACAAGAUCCAGGUUUAUCCUUUCAAGUGUGCAUUCAGGAUUCCACAUCCAUGAGGGCGAGGAUGCUGAGGGGAAGAUGGAGAGGUUUACGUGUGAGAAUGAGAUGAGAUUGGGGGUUCGAAAAUCACAGCUUGCAUGAAGUCUGUAGACAUGGAUUCUUUCAAAGCAAUCAAUUCCACCUGUAAAAAAAUUCAAACCAAAUUCAUUUCGAGUUGUUGAAACCCGCGAUCCGACUCAUGAGUUCAC